AUGGAAACACGUCUAUUUGGUUUGACUUCUAUGGAGUUGAGAAGUUUAGCAUAUCAACUGGCAGUAAAAAAUAAUAUAAGCCAUACAUUUUGUAAAAAUGAUUUAGCAGGAGUGGACUGGUUGUACGGAUUUAUGAAGCGGCAUUCAGAUUUGUCCUUAUGUCAGCCAGAAGCUACCUCAGCUGCAAGAGCAUCAGGCUUUAAUCAGGUUGCUAUUGGUAAGUUUUUUGCUUUGCUAACUGAAGUAGUGGAUAAAUAUAAAUUAACAACUUCACAAAUAUUCAACGUCGAUGAGACUGGUAUAACAUGUGUUGCAAAAUCGCAUAGUAAAGUAAUUGCAUGCCGUGGUCAUCGCCAAGUAGGAGCAAUAACAUCUGCUGAAAGGGGUCAGACAGUAACAGCUGAAAUUUGCAUGGGUGCUGAUGGGUCAUACAUGCCUCCAAUGCUUAUUUUUCCUCGCGUUAGAAGCAAACCAGAGCUUAUAGAUGGUGGCCCACCUGGGGUAUGGGCUGAAGUUCAUCCAAGUGGAUGGAUACAGACGGAUUCGUUCCUUAAAUGGUUUGAUAAAUUUGUAAUUUUUUCCAGAGCAUCUAAGACCCAUAGGGUUUUACUUUUGCUUGAUGGCCAUUCUACUCAUACUAAGUCAUUAAAACUUAUAGAUAAAGCUAGAGAUGCUGGUGUUAUAUUGCUUUGCUUCCCACCUCAUUGCACGCACUAA
This is a messenger RNA of Acyrthosiphon pisum (pea aphid), 717 nucleotides long. RefSeq lists its product as uncharacterized. The record is from RefSeq and is a predicted model, not a curated record. The transcript has a single exon. Gene Ontology annotation, cellular component: nucleus. Gene Ontology annotation, molecular function: DNA binding. NCBI's taxonomy places the organism in Eukaryota, Metazoa, Arthropoda, Insecta, Hemiptera, Aphididae. The coding region runs from base 1 to 717 and encodes 238 amino acids.